This is a messenger RNA of Paramecium tetraurelia, 942 nucleotides long. RefSeq lists its product as uncharacterized. Gene Ontology annotation, cellular component: nuclear inner membrane. The record is from RefSeq and is a predicted model, not a curated record. Gene Ontology annotation, biological process: nuclear membrane organization. The transcript is spliced from 3 exons. Lineage: Eukaryota; Ciliophora; Oligohymenophorea; Peniculida; Parameciidae.
AUGACUGAUGAAUUGAUUACAGACAAGGAUUUUGGAAUUUCAUAAAUAAAUUGUGUAAAAUUGCACAGACAUGUGGAAAUGUACUAGUGGGUCAAAGGAGAUUAAAAAUAAUAUGAGCAGAAAUGGGUGGACCAUCAUGUUGAGAAUCAUUUUGGAUAUAAUAAUGAUAAAUCGAAAUGGGUUUUGAAAGCGUAAACCUUUCUAAAUUAAUGUGUUAAAUUACAUUAAUUUAUGUUGGAGGAAGACAUGAUAAAGGAACUCAACACUCCUCUCUAGAAUGUCAAAUUUAAUUAAGCAAAUGUGUAGAUUGCCUAAUAGAAAUAUAAAGAUAGUGGAUUUAGUAGAUUUUUACUUUAAGAUGACUACAUCUACAUGCAUUAGGUUGAUGAUCAAAUAGUGAAUGGAGAUCUGAGAAUAAGCUUCAAGUAAGUAAUUUGUAGUGAUGCCACAAUAGUAGCUAGAGGGGACACUAAUAGAUUACUAGUUUGGUAAUUUGAAGAUACUUUUAAUAAAACAGUAGCUAGAGAUUAUGAUGCACAUGAAAGAACCUGUUGUAAUCUCCCUGUCCCUAAUGAUAGCAAGCCAAUCAAAGACAUUUAUUGGAUAUUCUAGGGUCUCUUUACUCCUGAAGAAUGCUUUUCAAAAGUGGUAAAUGAAAAUGCCCUACUAUUUUGGGUUUUCAGAAGUAUUGGAUAUAUUUUAAUAGCAAUUGGAACUAUCAUUUUAUUAUCUCCAGUAUCAUUUCUAACUGACUUUAUUCCAAUUGAGAAACUAACUGGUAUUAGUUUCUUUAUUUUUGGUUGCAUUGCUGCAGUGCCCAUCACAAUCUUUGCUAUUUGCUUUUCUUGGGUAUACUAUCGCCCAAAGAUUGGAUUUUUAAUGCUAUUAAUAUCUAUAAUUUUAGGAGGAGGCAUAUUUUAUUAUGCAUACAAAAAUCUAUGA